Numida meleagris (helmeted guineafowl) is the source of this 14518-nucleotide messenger RNA. RefSeq names its product ATP binding cassette subfamily A member 13 (gene ABCA13). Gene Ontology annotation, cellular component: membrane; intracellular membrane-bounded organelle. Gene Ontology annotation, molecular function: lipid carrier activity; ATP binding; ABC-type transporter activity. Gene Ontology annotation, biological process: transmembrane transport; lipid transport. The record is from RefSeq and is a predicted model, not a curated record. NCBI's taxonomy places the organism in Eukaryota, Metazoa, Chordata, Aves, Galliformes, Numididae. The transcript has 63 exons. The coding region runs from base 198 to 13718 and encodes 4506 amino acids.
CCUCCAUGGAAGCAAAACAAGAGGCAGAAACAUAAUCUCAUCUGUUCUCAACAAGCAGGCAAAUCUCUUGCACUUUCCUCACUGCUGGAAUCACUCAGCUACUGAACAAUGCAUUCGGACUGCUUGGUGAGAUGAUCCUUGCUAGAAAGUCCUGAAGAAGCCUCUUUCCAAGUAGAUGAAGAAAAGAAAAGAGGAAAAUGGGGCACACACUACGCCAGUUUAAGGCUCUGUUUUGGAAGAAUUGGCUCUGCCGUGUGAGGCAACCGGUCUUGUCUCUCUCUGAAAUACUCUGGCCAUGCAUGCUUUUCCUGAUUUUGGCUGCAGUCCGCUUCCAAGAGCCCCCAAAACACAAGGAAAACUGUUAUUUAGAAGCUCGGGAUUUGCCAAGUCGGGGCCUUUAUCCUUUCAUGCGGACUCUUUUCUGUAACGUUGGCUCAAGGUGCAGGAAUACCAGUUACUCAACACAGAAAUACAACCGCUUACGAAACUUACAGAUGAAUUCAGCAUGCAGCAAGUCGGAAAGUUUCUGUAUAACAGUAACUGGCCAUAGUACGUGGUUUGAUUCACCUAUUCUAGGUAUUCUUAUAUGUAAAGAGGUCUUGUCUCUCUCUGAAAUACUCUGGCCAUGCAUGCUUUUCCUGAUUUUGGCUGCAGUCCGCUUCCAAGAGCCCCCAAAACACAAGGAAAACUGUUAUUUAGAAGCUCGGGAUUUGCCAAGUCGGGGCCUUUAUCCUUUCAUGCGGACUCUUUUCUGUAACGUUGGCUCAAGGUGCAGGAAUACCAGUUACUCAACACAGAAAUACAACCGCUUACGAAACUUACAGAUGAAUUCAGCAUGCAGCAAGUCGGAAAGUUUCUGUAUAACAGUAACUGGCCAUAGUACGUGGUUUGAUUCACCUAUUCUAGGUAUUCUUAUAUGUAAAGAGAUGGAUUUGAACGAAGCAGAAGAAAUCAUUUCUAAAGUAGAAAACCUGUACAAACAGCCAUCUUUCUGGAACCUUCUGCAUUUGCUCCCUCGCCUUGAAUCAAAGAACUUAUAUACAGAGGAUGGAUUAGCUGCCAUAGCACAGUUUCUAGAAGUUAUUAAAAAUACCUUAGUAUCAUUGAAGGAUUUAGCUGUGAUGCCACUGGGACAGAGUUUCCAUGAAGUCGUGAAAAUCGCUCUGAAUUUAACUGCUGCAUCAGUUCAGGAGAGGAGCUUGAAGGGUUUUCAGUAUAAUCUUUCUCUAGAGAAUAUUUUGUGGAAUCCACGUGCUGUCAGAGCAGAACUUCAAUCCAGAUUUGGUUUUGAUGAUCUUCAUGUUAAGAAACUUCUAAGUUAUACAACACAAUUAACAAAGAUUCCCACAGGAGAGACACUGGAGCAGUUUGUGUGCUCUGCUCUGUCCAGUGUGCCAGGAGAUGAAGCAAACAAAGAGAAUAAUGAUGAAAGCUGUAUUUCCCCAUGGCAGGAGGCCAAACUGUAUCUCAUCCAUGCUGUCAGCAAGCUCAGACUCUAUGCGCAGGUAUUUGAGCAGUGGUUCAGCAGCAGCCACUCUCAGAAUCUUCUUUCAGAACUUGAAAGAAUCAUAGCUGAUUUAAUGUCUCAGCUGCUAGAAGACAGGGAGGCCAGGAAAAUUGUCUCAGAGAUAAGUACCCUGAUUCAGCAAUGGGAUAAGAAAUCAGAAGCUUAUUUUUCAGAAGAAUAUACUUCACCUCAUGAUCUAAUUCUGUAUCUGCAGAAGAUGCAGGCUGUGCUGCAGGCUGUGCCUCAGUGGUCUGUUGUGAAGAGAUUACGUCUGGUAGAUGGAGCUAUGAGGAAUGUAAUAUCGCAGUAUUUAAACUUCACUGACGAAGCUUUACGUAGCCUGGAGAAACUGAUUCCCUUUACCCAAAGAAAUGAGUCCAUUCAUCUGGACAUCAAAAAGCUUUUUGUGGAGCUGAAACAGAUGUUGAUGAGCAACACUCCCUAUGUCUGUGCUGAUGUGUUUACGAUGCUUGGGAAGACCCUGAGGCAUCCACAGGGCUCUGAUACCACUGAUAAUUUAGCCAUAUAUAUGUGCACUGGCAAUGACUCAGAGGUGGCUUUCAAGCAAAGCAACCAGCUCCACUCACUAAGGCAAGCUGUCCUGCUUCUGCAGAAAAUAACUCAGGGACAACAGUACCUGCCAGAUUCAAUAACGGAUGAUUAUUUGGGAUGGCAAGAAAUAGAAGAGGAGCUAGCUGAAAAUUAUGCUUAUUAUUGUGAAACUGAUCAGUUGCUGAGCACAGAGGAGCGUGUCCAUUUCAGCUCUUGUGAGGAACAGCUUCUCUUCUCACUAAUUAAUAUUACUCUUGAAGAAUUUUUUUUUACUUUUGAGGAAAACCCAUACUGGAAGUAUGUAACACCUUUUGUCCGAUGGACGUGUGAGGUAGCUCAAUACACAGAUGAGGAAGCAGGCUCCACAGGAGGUCACUUAGGUGGAUUUGAAGCAUCUCUCUGUUCUAGACAAAAGCUCAGUUUGGAGACUAUCUUAGGUCAUUAUUUAUUAGUACUUCUGCAAGAUUUACCAGAUUAUUCCUCAUUAAUUUCGUGGGCAUGGAAUUUGACAUAUAUGAGAGAGUUUUUGAAGACAGAAGAAAAGUUAUGGAUUUCUAGUGAAAAGGAAUUGGAUCACAUUUUACAUCUUGCAGAAAUCAUAGAAGAAAUAAUAAUGUUUGAUUUCUCAGCUCUUUCAAGCCCCCAGUCUCUAAUGGAAACUGCCUUGGGUAAAGUGAUUAUGUGGAUGAAAGGGAAGGAAUCUACCACAAAUGUCUCACUUGCAGUUUCUGAACUCUAUAAUGAAAUACAAAAAAAUUUACAGGUUCAUCUGAGAUUUUGGAUGAAAGAGAAGACAGACUUUUUCUGGCAAAUGGUGAAAACUGUGUCUCAUGAACUUGAUUCUAGGGUCUCUCAUGUAAGUCAGGUGGAAGUUGAGGAGGUACUGGAGUCUUUAUCUAGAUUUAUAUUUUCUGUUACAGAAAACAAAAAAAGUCUUAAUAGAAGUAUGCUGUUGCUCAAAAAUAUCCUAACUGAUUGGCAAGAUUUAAAUAGCGCUGCUUUGAACCAUCUAAAAUACUUAAGUGAAAACUUCCUGAGGAAUCUCUAUGAGAUUAUAUCAUUGGCUGACAGUUAUGUCAAUGCAUCUUUCAGCACAGGUCACGGAGUGAGUAAUACCUCCUUUUCAUUACUCUCAAAUGCAACUUUUAUAUAUAAAGUACAAGAGUUAGGCAAAAUUGUUCCCAAUUUCUUUAAAGACAUUCAAAAAUUAAACAGUAGUAGUGUGGACUCACUUCUUCAGAUACUCUUCUCUUUGUAUCAGAACGCUGAUCUGCUCUUAAACACUGAGAGCAAUAACACUUUAAUGUUUCUUUAUAACACCUCAAAAGAUAUUUCAUCUUUUCAAGCAUGGAAUGAUUUCCAAGAUAUGGACCAAGUUUCUGAUUUUCUAUUUGAAACUUUUGAUCUUCUCUGGAACUUCACCAGUAAGUCUCUCUGUGAAAAAUUACUGACCUUUUACAAUUACACAGAGUUUCAGGCCUGGUCUUUUGCACAGGAAGGCAAUAAAGAGUUGCAAGUUGUCUAUAAUAUUCUGAGCAGCCUUAACACUUUAUUUUCAGAUGAAGACCUUGAAACAACUGCUUUUUGUUAUUUGGAACAAUUUUUUGACAUCUCCCCCAAGUGCAUUGUAAAUAAUAGGUGCAUUGGCUUUUAUCUAUCAAACAUCACUUCUUUAGAUCAUUCAGCAGAGGUUUAUGAUCUCCUUCUGCUUCCAUUGGACAGUGUUUUGUUUAAUAUAACAAAAUUGCAAGAUAAGGUAAGUGUAUCUUCUGCUUUGCACUGCACUUUUACAUGGCUUCAAACCUGGACAAAGAUUUUUGAAGAAACAUCCAAAAUCUUAAAUUUGAAUUCAACCUUUUUUGUCUAUCUAAGAAAUGAUUUGACAAGCCUCUCUGAAAGUAUUUUAAAUACAACUCAUGUUGAACUGUGCAAUAAAACAACUCUGGCUAUUGUUGAAGCUACAUCAGCAAUGAAUCUGUUGAAAAUCAUAGUUGAAGGUGGUGAUUCAAGAGACUGGAAAGAUUUUGAAACUUACCUUGCUAUAAUUCAAAGUGUUUUUGAAAAUGCAGUUGAUGUCGCAAGCUCACUUAAAGGUAACAGUUCAGAUGAUGUUUUAGAAAUGAUUGAAGUUGUGAUACCUGAAUUGCAGCAAUCUAUACUAAAGGUUGCUAAUAGAGACUUUUUGAAUUCUUGGCUUAAUACGUUCACCUCAGGAGGACCUGAGGGAGAAAGGGGUCCCAGUGAGUUUUCCAUUUUGAAUUCACUUUCUUCAAUUCUCAAACUCUCCCCAAAAGAACUUGAAUUUGUUCUGGCUGAGAUAAAGGACAUUGCUGCUUUCUUAACAUAUGCACCUCAAGACAAAUAUUUGGUUUGUGCCAGCAUUUUCCAGAAUAUUACAAAAUUAAUUUAUGAUAGUACUCUGAAAAACAUAAGCUAUUCACAAGUGAAUUUUUCAUCCCAUAUUCAUUCCUUUCUCAAAUCUUACAGUAUAAUAGAUGGAGUAGAGGAUUGUGAUGGGUGGGUCCAUGGACUUCAUAAUCUCAGUGAAAAAUACAAGUCACCUUCUCACCUUGAAAAUGCAAAACAUAUUUUAUUUCUGCUGAAAUCUCUGGGAAACAUUGAGACAGAUGCUAAACUAAAAAACACUGUGGAUUUCAUUAAUUUGAUUUUUAAUUUGAUGAUCCCUGAGUGCUCUGUAACUGGUUCUGAUGUGAUUUGUUUAAAAAUUUAUUUCAAUAUUAUAGCAAAAACUUUAAGAGUCAUUCUCCCUGAAUUUAAUGUACAAGAUGACACUAAUGUGCUUGAUUAUAUUUUUACGCUCUUAAAUAAUUCUGGAGGUCUGAUACAAAUGGCUGUGAAUAAUUUAAUGGGGCACUCACAAUAUACAUCACAUGAUACCCGUUUCGAUCACUCAGUCCAUGGAUCUAACAGGACUUUAAAGAUGUUCCUUAAUUCCUUCCACAGUGUUCUGCUUUCCUCAAUAGAGCUUUUAUCCGAAAUUCAAUCUCUUCUCAAAGAUAAAAUUUUUGACAUGCAAGAAAGCACCUCCUCUCCUUUGGAUAUUAGGAUUGAUGAGAAAAAUAUCAGUUUGUUGAUCGAGAUCUUUCAAGCUGUAAUUAGUAAACUCAAUAAACUCAACUCAAAUUUUCCGCACGAAUUGCAGGGUGAAUACAAUACAUUUCUAGAGAGACUCAUAGAAAAAGCAACUCUGAAUGGUAAACUGGUAGGAAAGGCACUCAAAAUUUUCAAGUCUUCUAGCCUUACUAGUUUUCGAAUAAGAGAUGAUAGAGAGUUUCUAGAGCACAUGAUAACCUUUGUGCAAAAUUUGAAGAACAUGGAUAUUGAGUUCUUGAUAGGUCAAUUCAAACAAGUCCAGAGGAGCUUGGACAAUUUCUUUAAAAAUAUCAAACCUCUGCAUAUUGAGAGCUCUGAGUUAGGAAUGUUAAUAAAUUGGUGGGAUGCAUUUGAGAACAAUUCAUGUAAUGGGAACCUGACUGGUUUAUGGCAAAUCACACAACUUUUUCAGGAAGAGGAUCUCUCUGGUGUAAAAGAGAUGUUCCAUCUUCUCCUUGAUGUCAUCAGCCUUACAGAACGUCUAGCUCAUGGAAACAUCACAGAAGCACUAGCUGAAGUGUACACUUUUGUAUUGACUCAAGAAGCAAAAAUGCCAGUGUUUCCCAAAGAGAUCUCUAAUCACGUAGAAAGUCUACUAAUAUUACUAGAGACACUGACACAUAUGCCUGAUGAACCUGCAGAGGCCUCAAUUUGUUUUUCUGCAGAAUUCUGCUGGAUUCUUAAAACUGUAACACCUCAGAGUGAUCUCACUUCCAAACCUUGUGAAUUUAUGCAAAGUAAUUUUUCUCUGAAUCACAGUGCAGCCUUACAUGUCAUGAAAGAACUGAAACUUGUUACUCUGAAUGGCAGUUUCUUGUGCACUAUGGAAGACUUUCAGACUGAUAUUACUCAUAAUCUCACGUGCUUUUUUCAUCAGAUUAAGGAAUGGAACUCUAUUCUUUUGAAGUUUUCUGAGCUCCGUCAUAUAAAUGGUUCACUUCUUAAAGAACUGCUAGCUUUUUGGAAUGAGCUAUACCUCUAUGCUGUGCCUCUGCAGGCGAAUAACACAAACUCAACUGUCAACUGUUUCUCCACGUCAAAGAGAAAAGUGGCUUUACAAAUCAUAGAAACUCUGAGUAGUAUGCCAGUGGCAGAAAUGGAGAUGGCGGAAGAUAUUCUUGAACAGCUGAAUAAUCUUUAUGGUGGUUUAAGUUGGAACAGCCACUCAAGAAUAUCACUUAUGGAGACUGCUUUUCCUUAUGUCAAGAGCAUGACAAGUGAAGUUUCUGGAUUCUUGGAUACAGAAGCUGUCUAUUCUUUUCUUUCUAUAGUUCAGCCUUUAAUGACACCAUCUUCUGUUGGAAAUCAAACUUACUUGGUGCUCAUGGUAUUAUCAUCUUUAAGUGGGAACAAUAAUAUAUCUGAUAAUAUUGAGAACAUCUGGUUUCCUGUAGCUAAAAGCAUAGAAGAUCUGUUGUUGAAUUUUAAUGUUAGACAAGCACUUGCAGUGAUAGACCAAGAGUUUAAAUUGCUAAGGUUAGCCACUGGACAGUCCUCUUCAGUGACUCUUGAUGUGUUAACACAGCAGUUUAAUACAUCAUCUGUAGAGGCCGUGUUAAGAAAAUUUGAAGACAUACAAGAGAUUAUGAAGAGCUUUCUGUGUGAGUGUAAUAAUCAAAAUUAUUCUAAAAUGAUGCAACCUCUAGUCCUUCUUAUGGCUAAUGAAAAAUCAUCAGAUCUACUACUGGUUGUCAAAGAUAUUAUUGACUUUCUGGAACUAUUCCAAAAUAAAUCUGAAGAAGAUUACACUGGUAUGUUGCUUGUUGAUGAUCAUCUUAGCAGAGAAAUAUUGAAUAAUACUUAUUUUGCUAAUUCAGUUUUUCAAAACUUUAUUUUUCAUAUGCUUGCUGGCCUUGCUGUUACAGAAGAAGCUCUGUAUGCAAAUGAUACUGAACGUCAGAUAGCUGGCUUCAUUGAUUCUUUUUUUGAUAAUGCACAAUAUGAAAAUGUUUCUACUCUGUCACAAAACAAAACUCUGGAGAUCAUGCAAGAAAUCUUGCAAAUUGCCUUUCCGUAUUUCACAGAACAUAACAGGAACAAAAUAACCUUAGUAAAGGAUUUACGUAAGGAUAUAAUGGCAGAAAUGAGAGCAUCUAAAAUAUGCCAGAUUCUUCAGAAACAUUUACACCCUGCUAGUGUUCUACUAUUGCAUAAGUUGCAGUUUGCCAUUUUGAAUAUCCUUAAAAUCUUCUCAGAAGAGCCACUUGUCACCAGCAACCUUCUCUGUGUUGUUACAAAGUGUAAAGAGGGCAUAAUGCAUCACUUAGUCAUCUCUACAAUUGAAGGAAUCACUCUGGUUCAAGAUCAUUAUCAGAGUAUUGAAAGAAUGUGGCUGACUUUCAACAAGGGAGACUGUGAGAGCAUGGCAUAUAUAAACCUGAAACUUUCUAGUAAUCUGGAGAGCUUCCUGAGAAUCUUACAUAAUAUCACUGAUGGCAGCUGUGACUGUCAACUAAUGCUGGAGAACAUCCAGAGACGCUUGCAAAAACUGAUUGAAAAUUGGGAGAUACGGUUUUCAGAAAAUCCUGUGGUAGCUUUUCUCAGCAAUUUUAAUCUUUUAAAUGAUAUGAAAAUCAAAGACUAUGUGCAGAAUAUUACUGAGUUGAGGCUGGACAUUCUUUCUUCUGUCAACCUAUCUGAAGAAACUAUCAGUAGCAUCUUGGAAGCUAGUAUCUCUUUUUCAAAGGUUUUUUACAGUGUCUCUGUGGUAGCCUUCACUCAAAGAUGUGAUGAAGAAGUACUUAGCCUCUUGCUCAAGCUCCCUAAAAACAGCAAAACUUCCCUGGCAGUAGAAGAAUUAUGUUCUUUACCAGCACUGGAUUUGUACACCACGUUUGUACUGAUUUUACAGAAUUUGAACUUACGUCACAUAAUUUACAUGAAUAAGAUACCGUCAGACAUGGGCAAUGUACUAAGCACACUACUGGAUGUGGUUUCUAGUAUCAGCUCUCUUCUCAAUAAAGUCCAGCAUGUAAUGGAAAACCUUCCAGUGUUCUUCCAAGCAAUUCAAAACAUUGGUAUGUUUGACAUCUCUGCAUUGCAGCAGUUCUUGCAAGGUGGGCAGUUCAGAAGUUCAACUGUUGGAUCCCUUGAGUCUGUAAUCAAGGCAGUAUGUAAAGAAGAAUCUUCAUUUUUCAACAGCGCAAACCUGUUUGUUGAUAUGCCCAGAAUCACAGGACUCUUAGACGACAAUAUGGCAAAAUACGGGAUUCCUGAAGAUUCAACUCCUUUUUGCUUGAAGCUUUAUCAAGAGAUUUUACAGUCUUCGAAUGGGGCUUUGGUAUGGACUUUCCUGAAACCUCUGUUACAUGGGAAGAUAUUGUACAAUUCAAACAUCAGCAUGAUUGACCUGGUUAUAGAGAAGGCUAAUUUCACUUUUGGUUUUGUGGAAAACUUGAAGACUUAUUCACAGGCAUGGCUAAGGAUGUCUGAAGUUUUUAAAAACCGUGGAAAUGUCCUCAUGGUCUCACGGCUGCAGGAAGCACUGCAAAACAAUUUUGUAAAGCGCUUUGUAGAAAGUAACCUGGAUAUUGACCUGGAAAAACUCUUUCAAAAAAUGCAAGUAUAUGAAAUUAUGAUGGGCAAGACACUUAACAGCUCAGCAAGUAGACAAAUCGAGCUGUUGUCACAGCUCAUAGUAAAUAUCUCUUCCUGUGUAUUACUGGAUCGUUUCCAGCCCUUUGAGUCUGUUGCUAAGUUGGAGGAGAAAGCUCAUGAACUCAUGCAGCAAAAUAAUUUUUUGGCGAGUAUCAUCUUCAAUACAUCAAAGAACAAGACACCAGAUUCCAGCAAUCUACUUACACAGCAUGUUUCAUAUACAAUUAGAACCAGUGUUCUCUAUAGUAUGAGAACGGAUUUGAUUAAAAACCCAGCAUGGAAAUCUCACCCCCAGAAGCUGCCAUCUGAUGGGUUUAAAUACAAUCAUAUCUUUAUUCCUCUUCAAGAUGUGAUAGAAAGAGCAAUAAUUUCCGCACAGACUGGGUUAGAUAUCUCAGAGCCAGCAAUUCAGGUGCAAGCCAUGCCUUAUCCUUGCCAUACCAGUGAUCUGUUUUUGAACAAUAUAGGGUUUUUUUUCCCACUUAUGAUGAUGUUAACAUGGAUGGUUUCUGUUGCUAGUAUGGUUCGCAAGCUUGUUUAUGAAAGAGAAAUUCAUCUUGAAGAGUAUAUGAAGACAAUGGGAGUACAUCCAGCCAUUCACUUCUUUGCUUGGUUUCUGGAGAAUGUAAUUGUGCUCACAAUAAGCAGCUGUGCACUGGCCAUCAUUUUAAAAGCGAGUGGUAUCUUUGCUUAUAGCAAUGGUUUCCUCAUCUUCCUUUUUCUCCUGGAUUUUGGAGUGACAGUUAUUAUGUUAAGCUAUUUUUUGGGAGUUUUUUUUAACAGCGCCAAUACUGCAGCUCUGUGUGCCAGCCUUGUGUAUAUGAUCAGUUUUUUACCCUUUAUAGUUUUGUUGGUCUUGCAGAACCAGUUGAGUUUUACCAAGCAGAUUAUAAUGUGCCUUCUCUCUACAACGGCCUUUGGGCAAGGAGUGUUUUUCAUUACGUUCUUUGAGGGCCAAGAAAUAGGAAUUCAGUGGAAUAACAUGUACCAGCCAAUGGUGCAAGGAGGAUACAUGACCUUUGGAUGUACCUGCUGGAUGAUGUUCUUUGACUCCAUUUUGUAUUCUAUAGGUGGCUGGUAUUUCAGCAAUAUUAUUCUAGGAAAAAAUGGACUAAGGAACUGCUGGUACUUUCCCUUUACUGUUUCCUAUUGGAGGAACCUGUGUGGUUCAGAGAGGAUGAGAAAACAUUAUCUGAAUUCUAAUAUGUUUUUAUUUAAUGAAAACUUCCAAGAGAAAGACUUAGCACCUCCAGGCUGGAAAGGCACUUGCACAGAAGGAGCCACCAUUGGUGUUGUGUUGCUGUCUCUCACCAAAGAGCACAUGGAUAACCAUAAGGUUGCUGUUAAAGACCUCAGCCUCACUUUCCAUAAAGGUCAAAUAACAGCGCUCUUGGGACCUAAUGGAGCUGGCAAAACGACAGUUAUAUCACUGUUGACUGGUCUAUACCCACCCAGCUCUGGUACCAUUCUUAUCAAUGGAAAGGACAUACGAACCGAUCUGGCUGCCAUCAGGACAGAGCUGGGUGUUUGCCCACAGUAUGAUGUUCUGUUCAACAUACUAACAGUACGAGAACAUCUCCUCUUUUAUGGAUCAGUGAAGGCACCUGGCUGGACAAACAAACAGUUGAGUCAGCAAGUCAGUGGAGUUCUGGAAGAUGUGGAUUUAUCCCAGCACCAGUACAAACCUGUUGGAGCCCUUUCUGGGGGAAUGAAAAGGAGACUGUCAAUUGCCAUUUCCUUCAUUGGAAACUCAAAGACUGUUGUUCUGGAUGAGCCCACCAGUGGAGUAGAUCCAUGUUCCCGACGCAGCAUUUGGGAUGUCCUACUGAAGUACAAAGCUGGUUGCACACUGAUCUUUACUACUCACCAUCUUGAUGAGGCAGAGGUGCUCAGCGAUCGCAUUGCCAUUCUGCAGCAGGGCCAGCUGAGGUGCUGCGGUUCUCCCUCUUAUCUGAGAGAAACAUAUGGCCAGGGACACAGUCUAACGCUCACAAAAAAGCCAUCUGUGUUUGAAAUCCAGGAUCCUAAACAUGUUGUUCGGGUCACAUCAUUGGUACAGACUCACAUCCCAGAAGCUUUCUUGAAAGAGAACAGUGGGACUGAGCUAACCUACGUGAUUCCAGAAAGGGCAGAUAAGACCUCUUUUAAAGGUCUUCUUCAGGCUUUAGAUCAAAGCCUUCAUCAUUUACACAUGACUGGCUAUGGCAUUUCUGACACCACCUUGGAAGAGGUACUUCUAGUUUUCUUUGUAAUGGUAUUUCUGAAGCUACUGCAGGACUCGGAGAAGUCAUUUGUUCCACAAGGACCACAUCUGAACAAUGCGAAAGAUGCUGAAUCAGCCUAUAUCUCAUUUAUGGAUGCCUCUCGCGUGUGUGGAACUAAUCUCAUUCUUGCACAAAUUGUUGCCCUUCUGCUGAAGAGGUUUCACCACAUUAGACGAGACUGGAGAGGAAGUCUGUCAAAUGUGCUUCUGCCAGUCCUCUUUGUUGCACUGGCAAUGGCCUUGUUUAGUGUGAAGCCGCUGGCUAUUGAUUAUCCUUCUCUGAAGCUGACACCAAGACUUCACAAUAAUGCAGAAUCCUUCUUUAGCAUUGAAGAUGAUAAUCUAGGAAACCUUUCUCAGAUUCUACUGAGAUAUUUCUUUGACUGGGACUUCACAUGCAUGCAUUCAAAACAAGGAAAAAAUAAUUCAUGUUGGCAGAUGGAAUCAAAUUCACUCCUGGAUUCAUGUGGAUGCAUGUCUGCACAAGAGAUUUGUCCAAGUUUCAAUACCUCUGUUCCCUAUGUGAAGAAUAAGAGAGGACGUAUUUUGUACAACCUCUCAGGGUUGAUUGUGGAAGAAUAUUUAGUGAGACCUUCCAACAAAGCAAGAUAUGGUGGUUGGUCUUUUGGUGGGAAGAAAGCUUCUGAAUAUCAAGAACAAAAACGGAAUAACGUCAAAUCUAAGCCUCUGGUUAAGGUGUGGUACAACCAAAAGAGUUUCCAUUCACUGCCAUCCUACCUAAAUGAACUCAAUAACUUCAUUCUGUGGCUGAAUUUGCCUCCAACUGUGGAUUGGAGACAGUAUGGGAUCACACUCUACAGCCAACCAUACGGAGGAGCCUUGCUGGAUGAGGACAAAAUAAUGGAGAAUGUUCGUCAGUGUGGGGUAGCACUCUGUAUCAUGCUGGGUUUCUCCAUCCUCACUGCCUCCAUUGGCAGUGCCAUAGUGAAAGACAGAGUAUCUGGUACAAAACGCUUGCAACACAUCACUGGCCUGGGUUACAAAACAUACUGGCUUGCUAAUUUCUGCUGUGAUAUGCUAUUUUAUAUGCUUCCUGUCACCCUGUGUGUUGGUGUUAUUAGUGCCUUCCAGCUAUCAGCCUUCACUUUCCGAAAUAAUUUGGCAGCCACUGUUAUCCUGCUGGUUCUCUUUGGAUAUGCAACUUUACCAUGGAUGUAUCUUGUAUCCAGAUUCUUCUCAAGUUCAGAUGUAGCUUUUAUUUCUUACAUCUCCUUAAACUUUGUGUUUGGCCUUUGUACCAUGCUGGUGACUCUCCUACCUCGUUUGUUAGCUAUAAUUUCCAAAGUCCAGAGUUUUCAGAACAUCUACAAGAUCCUCAAAUGGGCAUUUAUCGUAUUCCCACAAUUCUGCUUAGGCCAAGGUUUAAUAGAACUUUCGUAUAACCAGAUCAAAUUUGACCUAACCAGCAAAUUUGGAAUAGAUUCGUAUGUAAGCCCUUUUGAAAUGAAUUUUCUGGGCUGGAUUUUUGUGGAAAUGGCCCUACAGGGAACAGUUCUUCUUCUUUUACGGCUGUUUUUCCAUUGGGAUCUCCUCCAGAAACAAAGCGGUCACUGUUCAGUUAACAGCAUGGUCAACCCAUCAGAAGAUACUGAUGUAGAAAUGGAGCGACAGCGACUUUUUGGGGGAAGAACUGGUAAUGAUGUCCUUCUUCUGUACAAUCUCAGGAAAUGUUAUGGAGGUUUCAGUAAGAAGAACACUGCCGUGGAAAACAUAAGCUUGGGAGUAACAAGAGGAGAGUGUUUUGGACUCCUGGGAACAAAUGGAGCUGGGAAAAGCACAACAUUUAAGAUGCUGACUGGAGAUAUCGUUCCAUCUGCGGGGCGUGCUGUGAUCCGAACUCCUACAGGCUCUGAAAUGGAUAUACAGUCUGCUAGCUCUGAAGGCAUUCUUAUUGGCUAUUGUCCACAGCAAGAUGCACUGGAUGAACUUUUAACGGGUUGGGAGCAUCUUUAUUACUACUGCACACUGCGUGGAAUUCCAAAACAACAUAUUUGUAAGGUAGCAGAGGACCUUGUUAACCGGUUGCAACUCAAUGCCCACGCUGACAAACUGGUGAGAACAUACAGUGCUGGCACAAAAAGAAAGCUGUCUGCUGCUCUGGCUCUCGUUGGUAAACCACAAAUACUUCUACUGGAUGAGCCAAGUUCUGGGAUGGAUCCUUGCUCUAAACGGUACCUGUGGAAAACCAUCUUGAAAGAAGUUCAGGAUGGCUGUGCAGCUGUGCUGACAUCCCACAGUAUGGAAGAAUGUGAAGCCCUCUGCACACGACUUGCUAUUAUGGUGAAUGGAAGCUUCAAGUGUCUUGGUUCUCCCCAGCACAUUAAAAACAGGUUUGGAGAUGGCUACUCUGUCAAAGUUUGGCUUAGCAAAGACAUUAGCUAUCAAAGAAUGAUUUUGGACUGUCUAAAGCUGCAUUUUCCUGGAGCACAAUUUAAGGGACAUCAUCUUAACGUGCUCGAGUACCUUGUACCACGAAGUGAGGGGUGCUUAGCUGAGCUCUUCAGAGUCCUAGAGAACUACAAAGCUUUACUCCAAAUCAAACACUAUUCCAUUAGCCAAACUACACUGGAGCAGGUAUUCAUUAAUUUUGCUACACAGCAGCAAGGAAUCUCACAUUCUUCACAAGAAUCUCCCCCUGUUCGUCAAGACCACCUGCCAGUUUAGGAUCAGAACAGGAUAAAGUUACAACAGCGUGUGUGUGUGUGUUUGUGUAUACAUAUACACAUUUUACAUGCAGUAAAACUUGUCAGAUGUUUGUGAGUGAGAAACAUGUAGUAGGAGCAGAGGUGAGCUGACAUUUGUAGGCCAAAAGGAAUGUUACCAGUUCUCAGUAAUACAAGAAAGUAGUGACCUGCCAACCAAAAUUCUGCCAGCAAGUAAUGUUUUAAAAUGAAUGGCAAUUUUAUAAUAAAAAUGGCCAAAUUAAUGCAGCUUUGUGUAACAUAAAAAGACUGGUCCGAAAUGUCAUUGUGCAUAGUGGAUUUUCUUUUGGUGGUAGAUCUAUUUUCAUUUGACUACAGUAAUUUUCUCUUGCAUGCAUACUUAGUAACUAAUUUUUAUGUGACAAGUCAGGAAAAACUCACUGAAUGGUAGAAAUAGCUAAGUGAACACCCAAUAUUUGUAUUUAAUAACACAAAUUGAGAGCCUUUUGACUUCUGCAUUAAUUCAGACCUGUGUUGUGACAAGUUAAAUUAGCCUUUUUAUUGUAUAACGGAUGCACUGUAUUCCAUGAGGAUUUAUGCUGAAUAGAGUAUUAGUGUACUAGUCUGCCUCCUAGUUAUGUAAAGUAAAUUUAAUAAGGUUUCAUAAAUCAUACUUGACAAUAAGUUUUCCCUUAUGCCUACAGGUUGCUGCCGGAGGAGUUCUCAAGUGUCUUUUUAAUAACCCGUCUCCUUUUUCCCAGCUUUUUCUUUCCUUCUCCCCCCCAAAAAAUUCUGUUUUAGGAUUAUGUUAAAAGAAAUAAG